Messenger RNA from Oikopleura dioica, 726 nucleotides. Lineage: Eukaryota; Metazoa; Chordata; Appendicularia; Copelata; Oikopleuridae. The record is from the annotation of a GenBank genome assembly.
AUGGCGUCAGCGCCUAAAAAAUCAAAAAUUGACGUUGAAGCAAAAGUCAUAGAGAAAAUAAGGAACAAUGAUGGCGUUUGGGCAAAAUGCACGCAUCCUCCAGUGGUCGAAUCUAAAUGUGGACACAACAAACCAAAACCAUUUUUUAAUGUCCGAAAAAAAGAAUGCUUGUACUACAGACGUGAUUGGGAAAACCACGUCAAAAACUGCCGAGAAGUUCCGACAAUAUCAAUCCAAGACAAGGUGGCCAACAGAAAUUGCUACUCUUCUAAACAAUUGGAUGUGAUAACGACUCAGCAGGCGCUUUUGACGGCUGUUACCUCUGCAACCCUUGAUUUUUGGUCAAAAUCCGAAUUACUACCAUUGUACAAGGCAGUAAUUUGCCCUCUUGGAGGUACCGAGGCAUCAGCAGAAGCCUUGAUUACUGAUGCGAGAUGGAUCGGACGCAAGCUCGACGAGUUAAACAGUGAGCUAGAAGCUCUAUUUAUAAAGAAAGCCCCGAUACUCGCGAGAAAUGGCCAACUUACGUGCUUAAUCGACCAUCAAGUUCAAAAUCGUGGACCAAAAGAAGAGUGUGGAAAGUAUUUGGGGAUAAUGAUUGUUAUUCUCGAUAUUCUGAAAUAUGAGAAGAUACCUUUGAUGAUCGGCUUUGAGCCCAUUGAAACAAGCGCAAGUUUGGAAAAUCUAGAUCCUGUUCGUAGAAUUCUCGAGGUAAAUUAUUUUUAA